Rotaria sordida is the source of this 1050-nucleotide messenger RNA. NCBI's taxonomy places the organism in Eukaryota, Metazoa, Rotifera, Eurotatoria, Philodinida, Philodinidae. The record is from the annotation of a GenBank genome assembly.
AUGAUAAAAUUAAAUCAAUUAUUUGCGGCAAAUCGAAUUCAUUGUUUCUCGACUCGACCCGAUCAAGAAUAUCUUUCAGAAGAAGAAUAUUCUUUAGUAUUGGAAUUCUUUUUGCAAAUGGAUUUUCAUCUCUUCUAUAUGAAGACAUGUUCUUAUCGAGGAGCACAACUGUCAAUUCUCGAUGAGAAAAGUUUAUUUUGUCUAAGUGAACCAGAAGCUCGAUAUGAUAUGAGCCGAUGUCAUCAAUUGUCUUGUUGUUUAUGUUAUCCAUCGUAUAAAUUGGCGUACCGUCAGCAACAACCCAUUAUCCAAUUUGGAUCCCAUCAGCAACAUACAUUUAUCAAUGGAUAUCGAUCUAUUCUCAAUUGUCCAGCAACAUGUACAACAAGAAAUAUUAUAUAUGUACUUACUUGUCCAUGCCAACAAGUGGAUUAUAUUGGUGAAACAAAUCACCAACAGCAUGGAAAUCGUAUCGUACAAGAAUUUCUUCUCGGCAAGAAAAAUACAGCUCAUAUUCGCAAUGAAUUGCCAUCAUUCGAAACACUUGUUAAAAAUGACAUGAAACUUUAUCAACAUUCAACUCAUUGUUCAUCGGCUAUACAAUGGUUUCUCGAUGAAAAUCCUCACUAUUGGCCUUUUAUUCCUCGAAAACUCACCGAAGCAGACGAGCAACGAGAAGAAAAGGAACUAGUAUACUACAUCGCGGAGCCGGAUAGUUUUACAUAUGCCAAUGAUGUACCCACACCACCAAAUGGUUAUCGAUUUAGUGAUGAACAGAAAAAUGCGAUUGAUCAAUUUUUUCGUGAAAAAAUCUAUUUAAACACACCUAAUCUUCAUCUCGAUUUGUAUCAAGCAGCUAUUGUUGCAAUAUUACCAGAAUAUGCCACAGCAGCUGUGAGACGAUUCGUCGAAGCCUUAUUUAUUACACAUACUGAAACCAAACUCAAUACUAUCGGUCAUUUAGAUCAAUUUGUUUCAACUCAUACUACAAAUCAAACCUCUGCUCCAAUGGAAUGUGAGGAAUGGUGUCGAAAUCUAGUGCGCCGAUAA